Messenger RNA from Pochonia chlamydosporia 170, 1527 nucleotides. RefSeq names its product carboxylesterase family protein. NCBI's taxonomy places the organism in Eukaryota, Fungi, Ascomycota, Sordariomycetes, Hypocreales, Clavicipitaceae. The coding region runs from base 1 to 1527 and encodes 508 amino acids. The record is from RefSeq and is a predicted model, not a curated record. The transcript has 5 exons.
AUGAAGCUCCAAGAGAUAAUUGUUAUUGCCACAGCAGGCGUCAGCGCCGCUGAUGUUAUUGCAAACACAAAGUAUGGUCCUAUGCGCGGUGUCCAAGUUCACGAUGCCGUCAACGCCUUCCUCGGCGUGCGUUACGCCCAGCCGCCUCUUGGUGAUUUGCGAUUCCAGCCGCCCCAGCCAUUGCAAAACUACGGCAAAGAAGGUGGAUAUGAAGCAUCAUCACCGAUUAAAGCAACGAGCCUCGGUCCCUCGUGCCACCAGUUCAUGUACGAUCUGCCCUUGGGUAGUGCCUUCAAGCCAAGCACCGCAGAGUCGGAAGACUGCUUGACACUGAACAUCUAUGUUCCAAAAGGGGCAAACUACAACAAGCCAAUGCCGGUAUACGUUUGGUCUCCCGGUGGUGCGUAUGGCGAGGGUUCUAGUAGCGUGCCUGUAUACAAUCCCACUGGUUUUGUUGCUGAGAACAAAGACAUCAUCGUCGUCACUUGGAACUACCGCCUUAACAUCUUUGGUUUCCCCAACUCUCCUGCCCUGGAAGCCCAAAACCUUGGCCUUCGCGACCAACGCUUCGCGCUAGAAUGGAUCCGUGACAAUAUUCGUGACUUCGGCGGCGACCCGAGUCGAAUCGUUCUCGGCGGUCAGUCUGCCGGUGCGGUCUCUGUCGACGCAAUGAUGUACUCGCACCCUCGCGAUCCCAUCGUUUCCGGUCUUAUACUGCAGAGCGGGACAGUGCAGAUGGCACAGCAAAUGCUAAACCGGCCGCUGAGCGACGUGGACUCUGAGUUCGUGCGUGUGGCUAAGAAAGUAGGCUGUGCGAACGAUGACCGCAAGGCAGAGCUGGAGUGUAUGCGAAAAGUAGAUGCCCAGAAGCUAAAGAACGCAAUCUCAAGUUCCAAAUUGAACAAGAUUGGAUCUCCGUACGGGGGGAUGCCCAUGGUGGAUAAUAAGAUUCUGUUCACAAGGGAAGAGUAUGAAAGGCGAGGAAACGCGGGCGAGUUCGCGUUGGUGCCAACUCUUUUGGGCACGACAAAGGACGAGGGCGACUCCGUCGUCAGUUGGAAUGCCAACGGCAUCAACAAGACACUCUCUGACCUUAUCACCGAGAACUUCUUUGAUUGCAAUGUUGCCCUUGAGUCUAGAUUCCGCGCUCUAAACAAGGUUCCUGUCUGGCGAUAUCUCUACAAGGGAGUCUUCCCCGAAGUCACACUUCAUCCAUGGAUGAGAGCCUAUCACGCAGCUGACGUUCCCCUGCUCAUGGGCACAUACAAUCUCUUGGGCGCAAACCGCACAAUCGCAAGUGACACGACGACAAGGGAAGCUUCCAAAUUCUUACAGGACUUUUUCGGCGCGUUCAUCCGCAGCCCAGCUUGCGGCCUCUGGGACAAGUUCCGACUGUCCGAGUUCCGCCCUAACACGGCCACGCUCAUCGAACUUUUCCCUGAGAACAAGCCAACUCUGGCCCAAGUCAUGGAUAAAGAAAAUUCGGCCUGUUUACAGCCGGCGUCUAUCAUGUGGGACCAGUUGUAA